CUUUUGUAAUUCAGCAGAUUCCCAGCAGUAAUCUCUUCAUGGUCGUCGUGGACAACAAGUGUGACUGCAGCUCUGCCCCCCUGGUUUCCAUGGAUCCCAUCGAGAUUAUGUACAAUGAGUCUCUGAAAUGUGAUAGGCUGAAGUUUCAGAAAGACAGAAAGCGGCCAGAAUCGUGUCAUCCUUUUCACCCCGAGGAGAAUGCCAUGGAGUGUGGAGGAGCAGCAGGCCUCUCUGCCCCCCUUACAGCAGCACUGCUCCCCCUACUGGCCACUCUCAUUAGCAGGUGACCACACCGCCCUCGAGGCCCACCGUCCUGGACCCAACACUGGAGAGAUUGAUAGACUGGCGCACCAUCAAAUGCUGACAACGCACAGGGAGCCUCGCCAACAAGAAGAACUUGCUCAUAACUAACUGAGUUGCGUAUUACCAACAGAGAGACCGACCAAUUGUAAAGCAUCUCCCUGACCAGCAGAGAAAUAACAAAUUAGAUGACAUUGUUCAAGAGAAACAGAACAAUAUUCCAAGGGGAAAACGAUAUGGACAUUAGACAGAAAAAAUACACCUGGGAGCAGCAAUGAACGGGUUUCACAGGAUGACAGAAAGGACACAAGAUCAGUUGGAUAACAAAGCCAGCACUCUGUGAUGUAGGAACUAUCUUCCUUUAUGUGCAGUCAGUGAAAGCAUUACCAUGUUGAUUUAAAUCUCAGUUGGUUCACUCCACAUUAGCGUUCCAAAAUACUUCAAUACACUCUCACAGCUGUAAUACGCUGACUGUGCAAGCGGCAGGACAGGAUUUUACAGAAUAAAAGAUCCACUUUUCCCUACGUUCAGACAACAUAACACAGGCAACGAUAUAUGAUUAUACAGAUAUACAAAUUACAAUAUUUGACAUAAUUUAUUUGCAUGAGACAAAGUCAACUUGAUCAAUAGUUAUUGCUCUUGUAUCAUAUGGUGGCACUGGUGACGAUGAGAUCUAUAGUGCCACCACUUGGUCUGGUGCAGCCAUCUAAGGUUGCAGUGACUUUAUAUUCACACAGCUUCUAAGGACAUACAUAAGGUUUACAUACCGCAUUUCAUUGCCCCUUGUCCAUCGGCUCAGUUCUUGUAGCCAGUUGCCCAUGGUGGAAUUAUCUGCAGGGCUUGACAUUAACUUUUUCUGCCACUUGUCCUUCAGACAAGUAAGACAGAUUUUUUACUUGUCUGAGCGGUUAAGGAGAACUGGCCAAAACCUCCCUCUGUUAAGGUGAGUGCAAUGCAGAUACUUGCAAAGGCUAUAAGCCCAGCGUUCAUCAAAGCACAGCUCCUCUGCCAAGAUCUGCCUGCAAUCUCGGCUCUGCCUUAUAUCAGUUUCUCAGAAUUCUGGUCAGAGUCUUGUAAGUAGGCACAGAUGUGAGCAAUUAGUUCAUGAUUUAGUAGUAUCUUCCCUUACAGGCUGUCCAGCUUCACCACACUAUCCCCAUCCUAGGUGGAAAAGACCGUCCCUGAGUUGUUUCAAAGCCAUGUGGUAACUUUGGACUACGCUGGUGGCUGCCAGACUUGCACUGGUCAUGCUCCCCGAGACCGUUGGGCUCCCGUUGACCUUCCUCCCACUGAAAGAGAUGCUGCUUCCCGUUGCUGAAGAAUGCCGGAAGUACCCUCUCGUAGAAGCUGGAGGUCAGAUGACCACUCUUGUGUGCUAUAUAUGCAACAGCCCUGGAUGCAGAACAGCCUCUCUCCGGGAAAAUCCACAGCAGACUGGAACCCCGGCUGGUGAUAACCCAUGGCUUGACCUCCAGUCGGCGGGAAGGCCUGCGAGGUUGGGCAGGAAAUCUCUCUCUCUCUCCCACCCAGCCGGGUCGUACCGGAGUCUGUGCAAAUAAACAAGGAACAAAGGGUUUGAGUUGUUUGAAAUGCACCACAGUUUCAGGACCUCUCUCUGCCAGUUCUAUGCGGCACAUGACCUCUAAAACCUGCUCUAGCACUUGGAAAGGGUGUUUGUAGCACCUCUGUAACUUAGGACAU
Messenger RNA from Salvelinus fontinalis (brook trout), 2001 nucleotides. RefSeq names its product voltage-dependent calcium channel subunit alpha-2/delta-3-like. NCBI's taxonomy places the organism in Eukaryota, Metazoa, Chordata, Actinopteri, Salmoniformes, Salmonidae. The coding region runs from base 39 to 287 and encodes 82 amino acids. The record is from RefSeq and is a predicted model, not a curated record. The transcript is spliced from 3 exons.